AAAAACUUAUCUUAUUGAAAGUAGUUGCAAAUUUCAAUUAUUGUACGCAAGCAUAACCUGCAUAUUCUUUCAUACCAUGAAGGGCAUGAACCAAGACAAACUUUGUUUGAAAAACCAAAAAACAAAUCAAGACUAACAAAAGUUGUUUAGAGCUUGUUUCAAAGAAAAGUUGUUUAGAGCUUUAAUUAGGCAGUCAAAGAAAAGCUGCAAUCAACGAGAAACAGCAUCAAGUAGAAUGGAGAAGCAAAACAGCAAGCUGGGUUGCAGAGUAAUACUCCUUCCCCAUCCAUAUGUAGGCCACACAACUCCAAUGUUCAAUUUAGGAAAUGCACUUUAUUCUAAAGGAUUUUCCAUCGAUAUCAUCCAAACUCGUCUCAACUCUUAUGAACAAACUGCAUUUCCUAACUUCACCUUCCACUACAUGGAAGGAGGACAGUGGAGUCUUGAAACGCUGGUUUCCUCAUUUGAUCCUUGGGAGGCAGUAACUUUACUGAAUAAGAGCUUUUCAGCGCCUUUUCGAGAAUCCUUAGCCCAGGUCUUGGAGGCUGCUACCAAGGACCCAGAGCCAGUUGCCUGUCUGAUAUCAGACCCAAUCUGGGAUUUCGCAGGAACAGUUGCUGAUGAAUUUUACCUUCCAAGACUAGCUCUAAGAACUGGUGGCUUACUUGCUUUUGCUCUGUAUGAAUCACUGCCACUUCUACGGCAAAAAGGCUACUUCUCCCUCCAAGAGGGUGAAAAAGAAGCAGCUGUGUUGGAGUUUCCACCCCUCAAAGUGAAAGACCUACCAUCAGAUGCAAAUCAUGAUGCAAUUGCUGCUGUGGUUAAAGAAGCCAAGAGUUAUCAUCUGGGAUUUAUUUGUAAUACAUUCAAGGAGCUAGAAGGGUCUUUAUUAGACCAAUUUGGCAGAAGUGCUCCCGGUAUUCCCGUCUUUCCGGUAGGCCCACUGCACAUAUACCCCUCAACUUGUAUGGGUGAAAAACACAAUGAAGACCACAGCUCCAUCACCUGGCUAAACACACAGGCACCAAAUUCUGUAUUAUAUCUGUGUUUUGGGACUAUUGCAGCUAUAAGCAAGGAUCAGUUUGAAGAGAUAGCUUGGGGGCUUGCCAACAGCAAACAGCCGUUCUUGUGGGUGGUCCGACCCAGGAUGAUUAAUGGCUCAGACACGGAUGAUGACAUAUUACCUGAAAAUUUUCUCGAGGCUGUGAGUGGGAGAGGCUAUAUUGUGACCUGGGCAUCACAGUUGGAGGUUUUGGCCCAUCCAAGUGUUGGAGGAUUUUGGACUCACAGUGGUUGGAAUUCAACUAUUGAGAGCAUUUCCAAAGGAGUACCCAUGAUUUGCUUUCCAUUUUUUGGGGAUCAGAAGAUGAAUACUAGACAUGUCAGUGAUAUCUUGAGGAUCGGGUUGUAUUUGGAGAAAGGGCUAGAGAGACAGGAAAUAGAGAGCGCGAUCAGAAGACUGAUGUUGGAAAAAGAAGGCAACGAGAUGAGAGAAAGGAUAACAGCUUUGAAAGAGAAAGCACAUAGUUGUCUCAUGGAAGGAGGGUCUUCAUGUGAAGCUUUGGAUCAGUUAACUAAUCACAUUAUAUCAUUUCGUGGUACUGAAAGACCAAGGAUAUGAAAUCAAGUAAUACCAUAGAAUCAAUUGAGUCACAAAGUAUUACUUUUACUCUACAAGGUGAAUAACAGAGGCCUCUAUCUUAUUCAAACUCUUUUUUUUUACUAUUAUUAUUCUUGGAUGUAUUUAGACAUUUAUGGCUGUAACUUGGACUAAUUUUUUUUCAGUUAGAAGUAAACACGAUUGUGAUGCUGAUAAAAAAAUUACCACCCCUCUUUUAAAUAAAAUAAAUAAAUAAAUAAAUAAUCAAUUUUAAUUCCCUUUCCUCUCU
Molecule: messenger RNA, 1889 nt
Organism: Chenopodium quinoa (quinoa)
Lineage: Eukaryota; Viridiplantae; Streptophyta; Magnoliopsida; Caryophyllales; Amaranthaceae
Product: UDP-glycosyltransferase 76B1-like
Exons: 2
Coding region: 236-1621 (461 amino acids)
Molecular function (GO): UDP-glycosyltransferase activity
Source: RefSeq, a predicted model, not a curated record